Molecule: messenger RNA, 684 nt
Organism: Ornithodoros turicata
Lineage: Eukaryota; Metazoa; Arthropoda; Arachnida; Ixodida; Argasidae
Exons: 1
Coding region: 1-684 (227 amino acids)
Source: RefSeq, a predicted model, not a curated record
AUGCAGCGGAGUCUCGGUCUAAGCUGGAAUUUGAGGGCCGAUACAUUCACCUUCGGUGUGCCUGCAAGGGACACUCCGAGCACAAGGCGGGGCGUGCUGUCGACCGUGAACAGCCUUUACGACCCUUUGGGAAUGACAGCUCCGGUAACCGUACAGGGCAGACUCCUGCUUAGGGAGCUAACUUCAUGCGCCAUAGACUGUGAUGCCCCUCUCGUACUGGACGACGAAUGGCAAACAUGGAAGGACUCGCUGCGCGCCCUUCAGCGACUCGAGAUACCACGCCGGUACGUUGCUGAAUCCGCCACCAAUGAUCGUCGACGAGAGAUCUGUGUGUCCUCCGACGCUUCAGAGAAGAUAAUAGCCGCUGUGGCCUACAUCAGGGUUACAGAUUCCAAGGGGACGCCUCACGUGGGGUUUGUGUUCGGCAAAGCGAAGCUGGCACCGCAGCCUGAACAAACCAUCCCGAGGUUGGAGCUAUGUGCCGCUGUGCUUGCCAUCGAAAUCGCUGAGCUGGUGAUCAACGAAAUCGAUGUUCGCAUCAAAGACGUCAGGUACUACACGGACAGCAAGGUCGCGCUUGGGUACAUCUGUAACCAGUCGAGGCCCUUCUACGUCUGUCAGCAAUCGCGUCAACAAAAUAAGGAGGCCCACGAAACCCGAACAGUGGCACUACGUCCCGACUGA